UGUGCGUUAGCAAGUAGCAACUGGCAACACUAACAACAUCGUAAACCGUACCUACAGUUUUUAGGGCGGAGCGAGCCAAGACAAGCUUUAAUAUUUAUAAGUAAUUCUAAAGGCUUGUUGUGCUACAAUUUCGCUUAGAAAUGGCAUUCCUAAAUAGUAAUAUGCAAAGGAUAUGCCGCAUGAUUGAUCUUUUUAUGUAAAGUUAUAAAAGAGUUCUAAAUUGUCAAUAUUGACAAGCAGAUCAAAAUGUCGAAGCGUGCCGCAGAAGAAAGCGGCAAUGGCAGCAGCCAACCCCCAAUCAAAAAGGUCCACUUCGAGCCUCAUCUCAUCGGGCCCGUGUCCACUUUAGAAGAAAUGGACAUAAAAGUAUUACAAUUUCAAAACAAGAAGUUGGCUCAGAGAAUAGAACAACGUCAUAGAUGUGAGGCAGAGUUGCGUGCACGCAUCGAACAACUUGAAAAGAGACAAACACAGGAUGAUGCUGUGCUCUGUGUUGUGAAUCGGUAUUGGAACCUUUUGAAUGAAGACAUAAGGGUGUUACUGCAGCGGUUUGACGCAGAGACUGCGGACGAGUCGGAGAACAAGAAUGAAAAUGAAGCAACUACAUCAUUCCUCAUGCAGUUGUCCACGUGGGACAAAGAAGAGUUGGAUGCACAACUUGCAAACAGGGUACAAGUCAGCAAACGGGCUGUGGCGAAGGUGUUGCAAGCAUUUGACAGAUUACAACAAAGAAAUGAUAAAAUAUGGCGUGCUAUAAAAGGAGAAGGGGAAGAGGGUGCGCCGGCGCCAUCACUGGAUGAAGUAGUGCGGGCCACUAACGAGGAGGUGACGGCCGAAAACUGCCGGCUGCAAGCGUUGUGCACGACACUGCACGAGAGCCAUCACGCCAUGACCUUACGAGUGGCGCGUCUGCAGGAUGCUGUCAACAGUCGUGACACUGAGAAUGCAGAGCUCAAGAACCAGAUUGACGACUUGCAGUAUGAGCUGAUGAAAGUGCGGUCGCGGAAUGAUAAGCUAGAGAAUCACCUGGCAGAGGCGAUAGAGAAGCUGAAGAGCUACCACCAGUCGGGAGGCGCGGUGGGGUCGAUGGGCGCGGUGCCAGCGCCUGCGCACGGCGCGGCCAACGCCAAGCUGGAGGAUGUCGCUGCCGAGCUGGAAGAACAGCGCGAGCUCGCCAACAACCGUCUUGCCGAGCUCGACCGCUUGCACCGGCAACACCGCGACACGCUCAAGGAGGUCGAGAAGCUCAAGAUGGACAUCCGCCAGCUGCCUGAAUCAGUAAUAGUGGAGACAACAGAGUACAAAUGUCUGCAAAGUCAGUUCUCAGUGCUGUACAACGAGUCGAUGCAGAUGAAGACGGCGCUGGACGAGACGCGGCUGCAGCUGCAGAACGCGAAGAACCUGCACAUGCGACAGAUCGAGAUGAUGGAGAGUGAAGAACUGGCUAGGCAAAAAGCUCUCAGAGCGGAAAUGAUACAACUGGAAGAUGUUUUAGGCCAACUCAGGAAGGAAUACGAAAUGUUACGCAUCGAGUUUGAACAGAAUCUCGCUGCGAACGAACAGACAGGCCCCAUCAACAGGGAAAUGAGACAUCUGAUCACGUCGCUGCAGAACCACAACCAGCAACUGAAAGGGGAAGUGCAUAGAUACAAGCGGAAAUAUAAAGAUACUAGUCAGGAAUUGAAUAAGGUACGUAAGGAGUUGGAGGAAGUAAACGCUCGGACAGGCGGCGCUGCGACCAGCGACCAGACUGAUGACAAACCUCUCACCGUGAAAAAAGAGGAACCCGAUCCAGAGGGCGAGGAGGGUCUGUGCGGGGACGUGAAGCCAGCGCAGGCGAAGGAGCACGGCCGCGCCAAGAUACAGGAGCAGGACCAGAUCAUCAAGGACCUCAAGCAGCAGCUCAAAAAGGCGGUGAACGAACAGAAAGAGCUGAAGCUACUCUUGGACAUGUACAAGGGGGUGAGCAAGGAACAGCGCGACAAGGUGCAGCUGAUGGCCGCUGAACGGAAGGCGAGGCAGGAACUCGAGGACCAUCGGCAGAAGGCUAAGAUGGCGCAGGUCAGCGUUAGUAUGAUUCUAUAUUUUAAGCAUGUCAACCGCUAACGUAGUCUGUAUCGUUCAUUUACUAACAGUAAUGUUCUGGGUAAUAAGCAUUUUCAUACAAACUUUGCAAUAAUUCAUUGAUUCUUAAUUAGCUGCCAUUUGCCAUUAUUCCCAUAUGUGAACCAGAAAAUAUAUAAUAACUCACCAUUAUUAUUCCAUUGCAAAGUAGGU
Messenger RNA from Manduca sexta (tobacco hornworm), 2277 nucleotides. RefSeq names its product E3 ubiquitin-protein ligase Bre1-like (gene Bre1). The coding region runs from base 247 to 2106 and encodes 619 amino acids. Gene Ontology annotation, cellular component: nucleus; HULC complex. The transcript has 11 exons. Gene Ontology annotation, molecular function: ubiquitin protein ligase activity. The record is from RefSeq and is a predicted model, not a curated record. Lineage: Eukaryota; Metazoa; Arthropoda; Insecta; Lepidoptera; Sphingidae.